AUGUCAGUUUCAGCUGUGUUGGGGCCUCAAUUGGUGGCUGUGGGUGUGGCCGUGAAGAACCCAUCUGCGACGGCGUCGUUUGGGGUCCCAAAGACAUCCCCAUGGCGCGGCUCAGUUGGUGGAGGUACUGGGUUGAUGAUUGAGUGUUCGUCGAGGCCACAGAAGAAGGCCACUGCUCAUCACAGGAAGACUCGGCCUCGCAAAACGCAGCCAUGGGACGUGAAACGCAAGCCCACUGUGUACACUCCUCUGCCUCCUCUCCCUGCCGACUGGACAUUGGUCUCUUCUGCAGAUGAAGCUUCAUCUUCUUCCCCACAAGAGCCACCCACUACUGAGUAG
Molecule: messenger RNA, 339 nt
Organism: Prunus armeniaca (apricot)
Lineage: Eukaryota; Viridiplantae; Streptophyta; Magnoliopsida; Rosales; Rosaceae
Source: the annotation of a GenBank genome assembly